AUGCGUGAAAUCGUACAUAUGCAAGCUGGUCAAUGUGGUAACCAAAUUGGUGCCAAAUUUUGGGAAGUCAUCUCAGAUGAACACGGUAUUGAUCCAACUGGUACAUACCAUGGUGAUUCUGAUCUCCAACUCGAACGUAUUAAUGUUUAUUACAAUGAAGCUGCUGGUANCAGCUGUAACAGCACAGCUAUUCAAGAACUCUUCAAACGUGUUUCGGAACAAUUCACAGCUAUGUUCCGACGAAAGGCCUUUCUUCACUGGUAUACUGGUGAAGGCAUGGACGAAAUGGAAUUUACUGAAGCUGAAUCUAACAUGAACGAUCUGGUCAGUGAAUAUCAACAAUACCAAGAUGCUACAGCUGAAGAAGAAGGCGAAGGUGGUGAAGAAGAAGGCGAACAAGAAGGUGCCUAA
Messenger RNA from Adineta ricciae, 411 nucleotides. The record is from the annotation of a GenBank genome assembly. Lineage: Eukaryota; Metazoa; Rotifera; Eurotatoria; Adinetida; Adinetidae.